AUGACGAAGCCUCCUGUGCCCUGCUCCGACGAGGACCACCCUCCAUCGCCUCCUGACCUCCUUUGUGCGAUCCAGAAGCAGGGAGCUCACCGCGUUGACGGCAAGGGGAACCAGAAAGAGGCAAACCGUCCGCUGAUCGAGGAUGAGGACGAUUUCGAGGCCAUCAUCAACUUCCCAGAUGGAGACUUCGUCCGUGCGACGAGCCAAAGUAAGGAGACCGCCUCUACCGUGGACACUGUCAACUCAUCCUGGGACAGUGCAUCCUGGCGGCGUGAUCUGCCUGCAGGAACUGUCAUCCAACCGGAUCGCAGGCUUCAUGAGCGUCACGUCCGCAAAAUGAAUCGCUUCCUGCAGGAUGUGGAACUCGCACCCAAGACUUUCAGUGGCAUUGUCCGCAACAGGCGGCGGGCUGAAUGA
Molecule: messenger RNA, 417 nt
Organism: Symbiodinium sp. CCMP2592
Lineage: Eukaryota; Dinophyceae; Suessiales; Symbiodiniaceae
Source: the annotation of a GenBank genome assembly